Lontra canadensis (Northern American river otter) is the source of this 1731-nucleotide messenger RNA. It is a transcript of the gene FXYD4, whose product is annotated as FXYD domain containing ion transport regulator 4. Gene Ontology annotation, molecular function: sodium channel regulator activity. Gene Ontology annotation, biological process: potassium ion transmembrane transport; regulation of sodium ion transmembrane transporter activity. The record is from RefSeq and is a predicted model, not a curated record. Bases 1293 to 1559 code for a protein of 88 amino acids. Lineage: Eukaryota; Metazoa; Chordata; Mammalia; Carnivora; Mustelidae. The transcript has 14 exons. Gene Ontology annotation, cellular component: membrane.
UGGCCGCUUGAAAGGGGCCUCCUAGAGGCGGAGGAAUCGUCAUUUCUGGAGGCCGCAGUCGGCUUAAGAGAGUUAGACUCUUACACAGUCCUAAGGGGAGUGGCUACCACCGAGACCCAUAGAUCCCUCUUCGUGAGACGACCUACCUCUCAUCGUUUCCGUGUCCUCUCUUCCAGAAGGCCCUUGGAAUCCGCAGUGAAGCCCCCCUCCUCCUGUCUCCCUAACGCACGAGAGUGGGCCAAAGGCCUAACAGGAUGAAACACUGGAGACAACUGGGAGAAGCCUCAGAGAUCAGAGAUAACCUCUCACCUCAUGAAUGCGGUCUUCUCCCUCCUCUACCAAACCCCCUCAAAAUAGACAGUCUCAGCCUUCUACUGAUGCUGACAUUCAGUCCCUCUUGGAAGAGCAAUACUGGUGCUUGCAGAAGGGGAGAAACACAGUUUGGGAGGGUGAGGAGGUGUGGCAGUGAUUGCCAUGAGCAGAGGUGGGAUCCUGGGCAUCAGUGCUGAUUUUCAGGUGGACACUCUUGGCAACAGACUUACCUUCUUCCACACAAGGUCCUUUAUAUCCUUUGCAACACUGACUCCAGAAGGGGAGGAAAGAGUUCAGACUGGAUCUUUCCAUUUUCUCCCUCUCAACUUUUAAUACCUCCAGGCUGUCACUUGCACCUGCCAAAGUCUGUCUCUCCUUCACCCACUCUUUCCAGCCUUCCAUCACCCCCAAGGCUUGAUUUCCCUGUAAGUCUCAGUGCCUCUUACCCAGAUCUCCCAUCUGGAAGGAAGGAAGAAAAGAAAUCAGACCCAAAUGGAUGGCUCCAGAGAUUCUGACGAGGAAUGCAUAUCCAAGAAGCAGGGUAAGCGACCAGCCCUCCUUGAAAGUGAUUUCCUGAAAACAGCCUUCACUGCCAGUCCAGCCUCUCAGGAAUUCUACUUUGAGAGACCGAGCAGUUGUUCAUCCUAAACACUCCUAAUGAAUGAAAAGGAGAGGUAUUGUUGCCCUGGGCGGAGCUGUUGGGUUUAAAGAGCUGGAACCCACCUGGGCUGAACCCAGCCCCAGCAGCCUCUCCAGAUCUGCACCCGGCUCUCAGGACACUGAAGCACUGAGAGGUGAAGCAAGCCACUGAGUCACACAGCUGUUCGCUGCCUGUUUCUCUGCAGCUCAGCCCGGGUGUGCUCACCCUUUGCAGAGACUAUCUUGGAAUUCAUCCUGAUAUCGCCGGAGGCCCAGACCUUUGGGAACAAUAGCUCAGGGUACCUAGCCUUUUGAGUGGGGCCCUGCUCUGCAGCCAUAUCAUGAACAGAGUGACCCGGGGCCUUCUCCUCACACUGGCAGGCCUGCCUGCCUUAGAAGCCAAUGACCUGGUUGAUAAAGACAGUCCCUUCUACUAUGACUGGGAAAGCCUGCAGCUGGGCGGCAUGAUUUUUGGAGGGCUCCUGUGCAUCACUGGAAUCUUGAUAGCCCUGAGUGGAAAAUGCAAAUGCAAGUACAAUCAGAAGCACAGCCCCUUACCUGAGAAAGCCAUUCCACUCAUCACUCCAGGCUCUGCCAGUACCUGCUGAGCACAGGACCAGCUUCAUGGCACUCUUGGUACUGGCUCCGAUGCUGUUCCUUCCCCACCUGGGGACCCUACGCUCCAUGAUGGCCUUUCCCCCCAAGGGUGGGCCUUUAGGCUCCCUUCUGAUCAGAAGGCUGUGCAAAGCUUAUUUCUAAAUUAAACUGUCUCACCCCUCC